AUGCUGCUAUCACAUGAUGCCAGUGGACCUGAUCUGCGCCUCUUUUCUGUUCCAGCCUAGGAAAUGUCUCAGAAAAGGGGCAUUUUUCCUGACCCCGACCUUCCUCUCCAACAGGUGCAAGUUCCAAGUCUGUGGGUGCAGGGCCAGCAACACCACUUCAUCCAACCCCUGAUGGCCAGGGGUUAGGAUUGUGCCUUGAGUUAUCCAUCAAAUAGCAGUGGGCUUCCCAGUCCAAGUGUAGCACCAUGGCUCUUUCAGAGGAUAGACUGAUGGAAUUAGUAGCUGGGUCAUGAACUGCGGAUUUCAUUUUGUGCUGUCUUCCAAGCAACAAAAACUCAACUAGGUGUCACUGAAUAUGCCGCGUAGCUAAUGGUUGAUGGUGCUUUCUUUCUUGCAGGUUGCUUUGUUGCCAAAUAAUGCUGCUGACCUUAGCAAACCGAUCACAGGAGAAAAAGUACUUGCAUCCAAUACAUUAAUACCAGGUCCUCCUGGACAGCCAGGUGAUCAGGGUCCUCCAGGUGCCACAGGUCCUCAAGGGAGCCCUGGAUUUCCUGGAUCUCCUGGCCCUCCAGGUCUGCCAGGCCCUAGAGGAGCAAUGGGGCCUAUGGGACCCUCUCCAGACCUGUCCCAUAUUAAACAGGGCAGAAGGGGCCCCGUGGGUCCUCCGGGAGCACCAGGAAGAGAUGGAGCAAAGGGUGACAGAGGGGCACCAGGAGAAAAAGGAGCACCGGGGCCACCGGGUUCUUUUGACUUCCUGUUGCUAAUGAUGGCCGACAUCAGAAAUGACAUCGCUGAGCUGCAAGAGCGGGUGUUUGGCCACAGGACUCAUUCAUCGACUGAAGAGUUUCCAUUACCUCAGGAAUUUACAAACUAUCAGGACAUAGUGGAUCUGGGAUCCGGAGAAGAUUACAAACAAAGGACUGCGUCGAAAGACUCCCGAACAUACGGAGAAGGCAAUCAUUAAAUCGAGCUUGUGACCUGGAAAGAGUAAAACUUUGCAGGGCAGUGGUCCACAAGUCAUUUAAGCCAGCGUACUUGCACAUAUUCCAGUUUAGCCCCAUGGAAAUGGGCCCAUGUACACGAUUCACUGAAAUUACCGUCUUCCCUUACUAUAGCACUGCAGGCAGGACCAAAUUAAGAGCCAGCUAGGUGAUCAGCACUCAGUGAGAAUUAUCCAUUGUUGGAAUGGGCAGAUGGAGAACUGCAUAUGAAAAACCAAGACCUAGAUUGUAGGUGGAAGACAUAUGUGUUAGAAAGGAACAAUCCUUUCUACACGUUUCCUUGACAUGCUGUCUUUUGUCUGCAUGGAGUUGUUUGCUACAGCUCAGCGGUUUAUGAUGGCUAUAUAUUACCUUCCAUAUCAGAGGAAGUGUGCUUCGGAAUAGCUAUUGUUGCAGAACACAAGUGGAACAGCGCCAUAACAUUCAUGCCCGGCUUGUGGGCAUCCCAGACGCAUCUGGUCAGCCACUGUUUGGAAUGGAAUGCUGUCCUAAAUAGACCUUUGCUCUGAUCCAGCUGCUCUCUUAGAUUGUCAACAACAGAUGCAUCCCAUGACUCUGCUUAUAGUGUAACUCGACUCUCGAGAGCAAGGGGCAUCAGGAAUUUGGCUCUCACC
Molecule: messenger RNA, 1615 nt
Organism: Podarcis muralis (Common wall lizard)
Lineage: Eukaryota; Metazoa; Chordata; Lepidosauria; Squamata; Lacertidae
Source: RefSeq, a predicted model, not a curated record